Molecule: messenger RNA, 1643 nt
Organism: Lacerta agilis (Sand lizard)
Lineage: Eukaryota; Metazoa; Chordata; Lepidosauria; Squamata; Lacertidae
Product: zinc finger protein 420-like
Exons: 1
Biological process (GO): regulation of transcription by RNA polymerase II; central nervous system development
Cellular component (GO): nucleus
Molecular function (GO): RNA polymerase II cis-regulatory region sequence-specific DNA binding; DNA-binding transcription factor activity, RNA polymerase II-specific
Source: RefSeq, a predicted model, not a curated record
AGUCCCAUUGAGAAGAAACCCUAUCAGUGCCAAGAGUGUGGAAAGAGCUUUAGUCAAAAAGGCAGUUUAACUUACCAUCAGAGAAUUCAUACAGGGGAGAAACCUUAUCAGUGCCUGGAAUGUGGAAAAAGCUUCAGUCAACGAGGCCAGCUUACUGUACAUCAAAGAAUUCAUACAGGGGAGAAACCUUAUCUCUGCUUGGCAUGUGGAAAGAGCUUCACUUGGAAAAUUACUCUCAUUUUGCAUCAAAGAAUUCAUACUGGAGAAAAACCCUAUCACUGCUUGGAGUGCGGAAAGAGAUUCAGAAUAAAAAGCCACCUCACUGUACAUCAGAGACGUCAUACAGGUGAGAAACCCUAUCAGUGCCAAGAGUGUGGGAAGAGCUUCAGUCAAAAGGGCAGUUUAACUUUCCAUCAAAAAAUUCAUACAGGGGAGAAACCCUAUCAGUGCUUGGAAUGUGGGAAGAGCUACGUUCGAAGAGGCCACCUCAAGGGCCAUCAAACAAUUGAUAAGGGAGAGAGACCCCAUUGGUGCCAAGAGUGUGGCAAGAGAUUCAGUAGAAGAGGCCAGUUUACUGUCUAUCAGAGCCUUCACACAGGGGAGAACCCAUAUCAGUGCUUGCAAUGUGGCAAGAGCUUCGUUCGAAGAAGCCACCUCAUGGCCCAUCAAACAGUUCAUACAGGGGAAAAACCCUAUCAGUGCCAAGAGUGUGGCAAGAGCUUCAGACAAAAGGGCAGUUUAACUUUCCAUCAAAGAAUUCAUACAGGGGAGAAACCUUAUCACUGCUUGGAAUGUGGAAAAAGUUUCAGUAUCCAAGGCCAACUUACUGUACAUCAGAGAAUUCAUACAGGGGAGAAACCUUAUCACUGCUUGGAAUGUGGAAAAAGUUUCAGUACCCAAGGCCAAUUCACUGUACAUCUGAAAAUUCAUACAGGGGAGAACCCAUAUCAGUGCUUGGAAUGUGGCAAGAGCUUCAGUCAAAAGGGCAAUUUAAUUGUCCAUCAGAGAAUUCAUACAGGGGAGAAACCCUAUCAGUGCCAAGAGUGUGGGAAGAGCUUCAGUCAAAAGGGCAGUUUAACUUUCCAUCAAAAAAUUCAUACAGGGGAGAAACCUUAUCACUGCUUGGAAUGUGGAAAAAGUUUCAGUCAACAAGGCCAGCUUACUGUACAUCAGAGAAUUCAUACAGGGGAGAAACCUUAUCACUGCUUGGAAUGUGGAAAAAGUUUCAGUCAACAAGGCCAGCUUACUGUACAUCAGAGAAAUCAUAGAGGGGAGAAACCUUAUCAGUGCUUGGAAUGAGGAAAGAGCUUCACUUGGAAAAUUAGUCUCAUUUCCCAUCAAAGAAUUCAUACCGGAGAUAAACCCUAUCACUGCUUAUAUUGUGGAAAGAGAUUCAGAAGAAAAAGCCAGCCACUGUCCAUCAAAGAAUUCAUACAGGGGUGAAACAUUAUCACUGCUUGGAAUGUGGAAAGAGCUUCGUUCAAAGAGGCCACCUCAUGACCCAUCGAACAAUUCAUACAGGGGAGACACCACAUCAGUGCCAAGAGUGUGGCAAGCAAUUCAGUAGCAGAAACCAGUUUACUGUCCAUCAGAGAAUUCAUACUGGAGAUAAACCCUAUCAGUGCUUGGAAUGUGGAAAGAGA